Messenger RNA from Cutaneotrichosporon oleaginosum, 489 nucleotides. RefSeq lists its product as uncharacterized. NCBI's taxonomy places the organism in Eukaryota, Fungi, Basidiomycota, Tremellomycetes, Trichosporonales, Trichosporonaceae. The record is from RefSeq and is a predicted model, not a curated record.
AUGCCCGUCAAGCAGCUCGAGACGCCGUACCCCGUCAUCGACGUGGACCCGCACUUUGCGCGCGUCGUGCGCUACAUGCGCCCGAACGACUACCUGCUCUGGGGCGGGGUGACGGCGUCCGGGCCCCUCCUCGUCAGCCUGUGGGACAAGAUGGACCCGUCGAAGGCUACGCACGGCAUCCGGCACGCGAGCCGCUUCGCGGGAUGCAUGGGCUUUGUUGCGGGGUUCAUGCUCGCGUACCAGAACUCGUCUUUCCGCUUCCUCGGCCUCAAGGAGAACAAGCAGGAGCAGGAGCGCGACUUUGAGGAGCUCUCGGCACUGGCAAAGGCCGGCAAGCCGCUGUACGGCGACUCGGACCUGUCGCCUUACCUCCAGGGUGUUGCGUCGCGCAACUCGACCUACUCGCAGUUCAAGCUGCAGACUAUGCCUUGGUUCAACUUUGUCAACCACAACGACCACGGUGCCGACACCUCCAAGUACCAGAACUAG